Molecule: messenger RNA, 2253 nt
Organism: Nanorana parkeri
Lineage: Eukaryota; Metazoa; Chordata; Amphibia; Anura; Dicroglossidae
Gene: DPF2
Product: double PHD fingers 2
Exons: 12
Coding region: 66-1298 (410 amino acids)
Biological process (GO): nervous system development
Cellular component (GO): nBAF complex
Source: RefSeq, a predicted model, not a curated record
UGACGUCAUGCUCGUAGUACGCAGGCGCCGUGCUGGGUGCUUGUGUCGCGGGAGAGACUGAGAAGAUGGCGGCGGCUGUAGAGAAGAUCAUUGGUGAGCAGUAUUACAGAGAUGCCAUGGAACAAUGCCACAAUUACAAUGCACGUUUGUGUGCAGAGCGUAGUGUUCGAAUGCCUUUCUUGGAUUCUCAAACUGGGGUGGCUCAGAGUAACUGUUACAUAUGGAUGGAGAAAAGGCACAGAGGUCCAGGUACAGCUCCUGGGCAACUUUAUACUUAUCCAUCUCGGCGUUGGCGGAAGAGGCGGAGGGCACACCCUCCUGAGGACCCACGGCUUACUUUCCCAUCUUUGAAACCAGCUGACUCAGAGCAGAUUCUGAAGAAAGAAGGUCUGAUUCCACAAGAUGGCAGUAGCCUAGAAGCUCUUCUGCGAGCAGAGCCCAUUGAGAAGCGAAUUGUCCCUGAUCCUCGUGAUGAUGACAGUCUUUCAGAGUUCCCUUCUGUUGUUGGUCGACCACGGAAGCGAAUUCUGGAUCCUGAUGAUUUUUUGGAUGACCUAGAUGAUGAAGAUUAUGAAGAAGAUACUCCGAAAAGACGCGGGAAGGGUAAAGCCAAAGUAAGGGUCACCAGCAUUGGAAAAGGUUUAAGUGGUGCCAGGAAGAAGCUGGAUGCAGCUGCAAUGGAUGACAGGGACAAGCCCUAUGCCUGUGACAACAGUUACAAACUAAAGCAAACUUCGAAAUUCUCCGAAAGAGUCUGUGGAAAGCGAUACAAGAACCGGCCUGGAUUGAGCUAUCACUAUGCACACUCUCAUUUGGUUGAUGAAGAGGGUGCAGGAGCAGAUGACAAGGAAGAUUCUCAGCCACCUACCCCUAUCAUGCAUAGAUCUGAGGAGCAGAAAUCAAAGAAGGGUCCAGAUGGUCUAGCGUUACCCAACAAUUACUGUGACUUUUGCCUCGGAGACUCAAAGAUCAACAAGAAAACAAGCCAUCCAGAAGAGCUGGUGUCUUGCUCAGACUGCGGUCGCUCUGGACAUCCUUCCUGUUUGCAGUUUACUCCAGUGAUGAUGGCUGCUGUGAAGACUUACCGCUGGCAGUGCAUUGAGUGUAAAUGUUGCAACAUCUGUGGGACAUCUGAGAAUGAUGAUCAGUUGCUAUUCUGUGAUGAUUGUGACCGUGGAUACCAUAUGUACUGCCUCUCUCCACCAAUGGCUGAGCCUCCUGAGGGAAGUUGGAGUUGUCAUUUGUGUCUCGAUCUGCUUAAGGACAAGGCUUCUAUUUACCAGAACCAAAAUUCCUGACAGAUCCAUAAACAUCAACGCAAGGCGCAGGCUGCAAAGAAGACCCCAUGGAAUUGAUUACUUAACACCUUAUGGCAGAGGGUUUUCUUUCCCUUAUUUCUAUAUCCCAUAUGCUAUGAGUGUGAUCGUACACGCAUACGUAUGAACAAUGUGUUAUAUGGCAGUUCUUAUUCAUUAAAAACAUGUAAAGAUUUAGUAUCUUAAUUACUUUUAAUAUCACAUUGUCUUAUUGAUGGACCUUUUUGAUCUGUGAGACUCCUGCAUGGCAGAAGUUCUAUUUAAAUAUUUUUAGCAGGGGCCAUAAAGACUGCUAAGCUCUUGGAAGUUUAUCUGGGCCUUGUGUUUAGGGAUACUCUCCUGUCUUUGUUCUGUUCUUUUAUCUCAAAUGCCAGUGAAAAAGUGUUCAACACCGAAGAGAAGAUAAAAUGUUGUAUUGUCUUUUGUUAAUUCUAUUUAGUAUUCACCGUAAAGGUUCUUCAGUAUUGCUGUCACUACCUCCAUAACAUUCAGUAAACCUUCUGUGCCUUUCACUUUCUUCAGGUAGUGUAAGGAGAUUGCCUUUUGAUAAGGCCCUUACAGUAGCUUAGAGAUCUCCUUUUCAGUUAUAGUGUUAAUGACAGAUGCAAAAGCUUGGCACAUAAUAUCCAGACACUAAUCAUAGAAUAGUCCCACAAAACAACAAAUGAUCAUGGUAACUAGCAUUGCUUAUAUCCCCCACUAUGUCAUUCUACCAUUUUUCUUUCCUUCUCAGGGUAAACUGUUUUUUUGUAUAGCAUGAGAAAAUAUCUGUGUAGUUUUUUUGCUGCAGGUUGAUCAAUAAUAUUAAAGCUGUUGGCCUCCUCCCAAAGACUUCCCUUCACAGUACCAACUUGCUGCUUCUCUGGGGUCUGGAAAAUGCAGAUUUUAGUUUUUAAUCAUAUCUGCAUUGGAAGAUGUCACAAUAUAAUUUUUCUAA